UGCCAUAAUGGCGCCCAUGGAUUACGACGACGAUCUAGAGGAUGGAAACGAGAAGUACCAUGAGUCAUCGGACGACGAUUUCAAUCCAGAGACAGCACCCGUCCAAGAAGUCUCGAGUUCCGAAGACGAAGACGAUGCGACCGCAAAACCAGCACAGCGCAAGGGCAAGCGGAAGGCACCUGCAGAUGAGGAUCUCGACUCUGGGGACGAGGUCACAAUACAAGCUGCGCGGAAGAAGAGAGCAAAGAAGAACAAGAAGGGAACCAAGGACACUGCCGAUGAGGAUGUGAUUCUGUCGGACGACGAUGAGGGCGGCGAGGGCGGACUGAUCAAGACCCGAGCGCAAAGAAGAGUCGAGAAGAAGGAGCGUAAACCACUAGCAAGGACCGAUGGCGCCACUGUCGACGUGGACGCGCUAUGGGCCCAGAUGACGGCCGUGCCAUUGCAACCCUUACAACCCCUCAUACCUCAAGAAGAAGCGCAUGUAUCCAAGCCCGAAGCUACAAUCACCAACGUCCCACCACCAAUCGAAGAAGAAGAACAAGUCACAGUCAAGAAAGUCUACACGUUUGCUGGACAGGACACGACCGAGGAAAAGCAAAUACCACGCUCACAUCUCGACAAGUACAUCUCGGAUGGCUGGAAAACACCCGAUGCUCCUCCUGCUACAGCACACCCCAUCGAAGAGAACGCAAUAGACACCGAGCAACCAGCUCAAUCCAAAAUCCGCCGUCCACUUCGCCGCCCUACACGCUUCGAUCCCAACCCCACAGGCUACGUCCGUGCCCUCGCCCCAGAACACCAACUCUCGUGGCCGCGAAAGGGCAUCUCGACACUACGCCAAGCGCAAGAGAAUGUGCCCGAAUUCGAAGUACCCAAGGUCAGGGUCGAGAAAGCGCAGAAGCUGAACGUGGUGGACAAGUCACGCAUGGACUGGUCUGGGUUUGUGGACAAGGAAGGCAUCGCGGAGGAACUGGACACACAUGGCAAGACCAAGGAAGCCUAUCUGGGCAGAAUGGAGUUCUUGGCUGGUGUGGAGGCAAAGCGAGAGGAAGAGAGGCUGCGAAUGAAGACUGCUGCUGCAACCGCGACGACUUGAGAAGGUGGUUUUGGAUGCUUGAGAUGCGUACAUAGUUAAUGAUACCCCCUUAGAUGUUUCUAUAGAGAUUGUCACAGCUCAGGUCACGACAUAUGCAUAUAAAAACACUGUUACUGAGCAUGAGCAUAUGUAUUUUAGGAUGUGAACACAAGUCUCCUCAAAGCGACACAAGCUAAGGGCAGGCAUUGAAGGGUAUACGCGAGCCAAAGGAGCGUGAGAAGAUGAUGUCAGAUGCCAAAAAGCUACACAAACAUUCGGAGACUGUAGGAAAUAAACAAUAUGGAAGGAAAGAAUAUCCCGUUUCCGCCUCGAUCUACAACCAACCAGCUCUCCCUAUACUCUUCCGACUCGAAUAUAGAAAUGGAGUCCAUGUAUGUGGUGGUAAUCUCCUCUGAGUUGCUAGUGUUCAUGGCGCGUGAAAAAGAGACCGAGAAAUAAAAGAAUGAGACAAUGAAAGACGACAUGUCGACUCCCCCACAAA
Cucurbitaria berberidis CBS 394.84 is the source of this 1580-nucleotide messenger RNA. Its product is annotated as SWR1-complex protein 5. The transcript has a single exon. NCBI's taxonomy places the organism in Eukaryota, Fungi, Ascomycota, Dothideomycetes, Pleosporales, Cucurbitariaceae. The record is from RefSeq and is a predicted model, not a curated record. The coding region runs from base 8 to 1099 and encodes 363 amino acids.